AUGCCAAACGGUCAUCCAAAGAAGCAUAAAACAGCGGAACGUUUGAAGUUUUCACCAAAGGGUGGCACUCACAAAUUUCAGAUCUUUCGACAAUGGCUAGCUGAUACAGACGAGGAUGAAAGGAAGUUGUUAAUUAGGGAACUAUUGAAUGACUGCGAUUUACCCAAUUUGGAAUAUAUUAGUAUGUUAAUAUCGCGGUUACGUGUUGCACGAUCUCGCCCGACCACAAAUGGAAGUAAAGAUCCACUAACGCUUCUUCCAUCGCACAUUGUACUUCGUAUUAUGGCCUAUCUAGAUCCAGUUUCCCUUUGUCGAAGUUCGCGUGUAUCCCGUUAUUGGCGCCUUGUAUGUUCUGAACCAAUGCUAUGGCGGACACUUUGUCAGUUACCCCGAGAGUUUCGACUUUGUUCCGCAGAAGCAGAGUCAUCUCAAUUGCGAAGUCAUACAUCUGAAUGUGGUACGAUCCGAUGGAAGGAAGCGUUCUCGGAACGAUACAGACUUUGGAGAAAUUGGCAUGCAGGGCGUUGUGUAGUGCGCACAUUCACGGGCCACACUCAAGGCAUUACAUGCGUGCAGUUCGACGACGACAGAAUCGUUAGUGGUUCAUCAGACACUACGAUACGUAUUUGGGAUCUCAGGGGAUCGAGCGAUGUCGGAAACCUUGGGACAAUGGCAUUAAAUGGUCACUCAGCUACUGUUCGAUGUCUCGACUUGAAUGGGAACGUUUUGGUGUCUGGUUCCAACGAUUUUUCUAUCAAAGUAUGGAAUGUUGAUGUUAAUCCGAGGUGGUCAUCAAUCGGAUGUCGCAUGACAAUGCUCGGUCAUUCAAAUUAUGUUAGAUGUCUACAGAUGGAUCAUGAGCAUUUAAUAAGUGGUUCCUAUGACAUGCAUUUAAAGCUGUGGUCACUAAAUACCGGAGCGUGCGUACGUACACUUGUUGGUCACAACGACUCAGUUCUGUGCGUGCAGUAUCGUGAUAGGGACUCAUUGGCUGUGUCUGGAUCAGCAGAUAACUCCAUCAAGUGCUGGGAUACGAGAACGGGAAGACCAGAAAUGACCAUACAUAAUGCGCACGAUAACGCGGUUACAUGUGUCCGCUUCGAUGACCAUCGUAUUGUUUCUGGUAGCGUUGAUAGGAUGAUAAAAAUGUGGGAUGUGCGAACGGGAAAGUGUAUGCAUACAAUCGAUUGGAAAUUAGCCGAAGGUCACACUGGAGUAGUUCGUUGUCUUCAAGUGGAUACAUGGAGAAUUGUAAGCGCAGCAGAUGACAGAACUAUUAAGGUUUGGAAUGUGGACUCUCUUCAACGCCUUUGCACACUUCAUAGUCACGAAGAUGGCGUAACGUGUGUCCAAUUCAGCGAUCGACAGAUAGUGUCCGGUUCCUAUGACAAGACGGUGAAGUUGUGGGAUUUUAGUCGUUGUUAA
Molecule: messenger RNA, 1425 nt
Organism: Haemonchus placei
Lineage: Eukaryota; Metazoa; Nematoda; Chromadorea; Rhabditida; Trichostrongylidae
Source: the annotation of a GenBank genome assembly